AUGGAGAUAAGCCGAAUCGGCCUCAUCUUCCUGUUUCUCCUUUCACUGCUGAUCCUUGUAUCAUCCUUGAGGCAGCGUCCGAGAGCAAACUCCAAGAAAAAGCGUCCUCCGGGACCAUGGGCUCUCCCCUUCGUCGGCAGCAUCCACCACAUGGUCACCUCGCAGCCACAGGCUGCCCUCCGGGAGCUCGCCGACAAGCACGGGCCAGUGAUGUACCUGCGGCUGGGGCAGACGGACACCGUCAUCGUCUCCUCACCGGCGGCAGCUCAGGAGGUUCUCCAGGCCAACGACCUCGACUUCGCGUCACGGCCGUGUCUCAUCGGCCCGGGGAUCAUCUGCUACGGCAACCUCGACGUGGCCUUUGCGCCGUACGGCAGCUACUGGCGGGCACUGCGCAAGCUCUGCACCAUCGAGCUCCUCAGCGCGCGCAAGGUCAGGCACUUCGCUUCCUACAGGGAGAGGCAAACCAUGUCCCUGGUUGCAGAGAUCCGUGCCACCGCCGCUGCCGCUGCCGCUGCCGGAGCUAAUAAACCUAAACCUGUGAACAUCCGUGGGCUGCUGGUGUCAUGCACCAACACAAUAACGUCGCUGGCGACCUUCGGCGAUGUCUGCAGCCAAGAGCGCAAAGAGCAGUUCCUGUCCGCAGUGGCUGUGGCGCUGAACCACAGCAUGGGUUUCUGCGUCUCAGACAUGUUCCCAUCACUGUGGUUCGUGGACGUUGUUACUGGUGUGACACGCCGGCUGUGGAGGGCGCACCGGCAGCUCGACGAAUUGUUCGACAAGAUCAUCGAAGACUGUGAACAGAGGAGGAAGGAACGCAAGGUUAAGAGUGGUGGAGGAGAGGAUGAGGCUGCUGCAGAAAAUGAUCUUCUGAGCAUCAUGCUGAGGGUCCGGGAUGAGGAGGACCUAGAAUUCCCCUUCAACAACACCAACAUCAAGGCCAUCAUAUUUGAUUUAUUCACAGGAGGGACAGAAACAAUUUCAUCUUUAGCUGAGUGGGUCAUGUCCGAGCUCAUGCGACAUCCGGGAGAAAUGGCUAAGGCGCAAGCAGAGGUGCGGGAAGCCUUUAACAACAUAAACCCUCAUCAUCAUGAAUCUUGUAUGGACAGGCUACACUACACGAGGAUGGUGAUCAAGGAGACACUACGGCUUCACCCACCUCUCCCCCUUCUCCUACCCCGUCUCUGCCGGAACACCUGUGACAUUGGUGGGUUUGAGAUCACAAAAGGUUCUAGGGUGAUCAUCAAUGCAUGGGCAAUUGCAAGAAGCCCAAUGUACUGGGACAAUGCUGAGGAGUUCAGGCCAGCAAGAUUUGAGAACACAAUGGCUGAAUAUAGAGGCACAGAAUUUUAUUACUUGCCAUUUGGUAGUGGGAGGAGGAUGUGUCCUGGCUCGGGCUUCGGGAUGGCCACAUUGGAGCUCAUAGUGGCACGGCUUCUCUACUACUUUGAUUGGAGCCUUCCAGGCAAAAUGCUCCCAGAGGAGGUCAACAUGGAAACAAUAGUUGGCUCAACAGCAAGGAGACGCAACCAGCUACACCUUGUUGCGACGCCUUAUGAUGUUCCAAUUGAAAUGUGA
Messenger RNA from Sorghum bicolor (sorghum), 1578 nucleotides. RefSeq names its product 9-beta-pimara-7,15-diene oxidase. The transcript has 2 exons. The record is from RefSeq and is a predicted model, not a curated record. Lineage: Eukaryota; Viridiplantae; Streptophyta; Magnoliopsida; Poales; Poaceae. Gene Ontology annotation, molecular function: monooxygenase activity; heme binding; iron ion binding. The coding region runs from base 1 to 1578 and encodes 525 amino acids.